GUAGAUUUUAUUUUUUAAUGAAAACAUUUUGCUAAACAUCAGCAUAAAUCAAUACGAGCUACUGUGUCCUUAAUGCAACCCUAAAAUUCUUCCUUUCGGCUACCCAUAUGACAUUUUGUAUGUAAACAUAACCAAAAAACAGCAGCGCCUUUUAAAGUUAACAUAUUCGACAUAAAUGAAUUAAAAUUAGUUAAAUAAUCAAAAAGCUGCUAUAGUAAUGGAUCAAUUGUACGUGGAAAUUGAAAUCACUACCCGUAAUGAUAAUACAGAAAUAUACAGCAGCAUUGAGUCAUUUAUGGCUUUAUAUAUGUAUCGGUAUUUGCAAUCACCUUCGAAUAUAAAAUUGAAUUUUGUGAGAACAACAAUCCAGGGGGGCAAGCUGCGUCUACAUACCGAAUCGUUAAAGCGUGAGUUGACAGAGGAAAAGAUCCAUCGCAAAGAAGCAACAAGUGUAGAGGCUAUCAAAGACCUCAGACUACCAAUUUACGUAAAAGAUGAAAAUACCUAUAUUGCGGGUAUGUGCGCUGUCUGCAGAGAACUUGUUGCACGACAAGAAUGCCCGGAGCGCCGUAAAUUACUUGGAUUCAAAGGUGCUUGCUUAUUAGCACCAGCGGAGUCCUCAAUUUGGACACGAUUCUGCGAAGUUGACGUUGUGGCUGCACUCAAUCGGUUGUUGAGUACACUAACUGCCGGCGAAACGUUGGAGGAUAUACCAAAGGAAGUAUCGCGCUUCGAAAGACACAUGAAUGAACCUGUGCGGAUGCAUAAUAUUUACAAAACAGCACGUGAACAACAUGCACAGCACCAAAAGUUGAAUAAAAAUGGGUCGAAAAAGUGUAAAAAAGUUGUAUUUGACAGCAGUGUACCUAAGGAACAAUUGCCUAUUGAGCAUCGAUUUGCUGAAGGCAUUAGUUUUACUAUAGCUGAUAUCAUUUUAUACACCUUAAUGCGUUUAAUAUUCAAACAUUGUGUUGGGAUGCUGGUACAUUUUCCAUUAAUUAAUACUUGGUUAACUGAGAUCGACACUUUUGAUACCAAGUGCAGCUAUAUGUUAAAUGAAUUAUAUUUGCAUGAAGAGAAAAAUCAAACCACAAUUUUACUUAGCAUACCAGACUGUGAGCCUGCUAGUCUCUAUAAAAGCGAUCCGAAACGUUAUAAGCCACGCAGUCGUAUUUUUACUGAACAAAGUGAAGUAGAUGCGGCGUUGAAUAAGUUGGAAAAGUUGCAAUUACAGUUUACAAGUGAUUCCGCGACCACUUAUGAGAAAGAACACAUUAAUUGGGAUGUGAUAGAACCUGAACAUGAAAAGAGCUCUGCGUUACCCCGUGAACGCAUUUUACGUAAACGCCAACAGCUACAAAAUUUAGCUAAUGCAGUCGUUUCGUUAGCAAGACCAGGUGAUAGAAUUGUUGAUUUUUGCAGCGGCACGGGACAUCUAGGCAUAUUAUUGGCUCUGCAAUUGCCCGAUUGUAUCAUUAUAUUAAUGGAGAAUAAAGCAAUAUCUUUGGAGCGAGCAAAACUACGAGCCAUGGAGCUGGGAUUGAAGAAUUGUCGUUUCUACCAGUGCAAUAUUGAUUACUUUGAAGGACAUUUUGAUGUUGGUACGUCUUUACAUGCCUGUGGUACAGCGACGGAUAUAGUUUUACAGCAGUGUCGCCGGUCACGCGCACGAUUCGUUUGUUGCCCUUGCUGCUACGGUUCACUUCAACCGAUGCCGCACAUUCCAUAUCCUUUAAGCGAGCGGUUCCGUACCGUUUUGAAUGAAAGAGAUUAUUUAUACAUAGCACAUACUGCGGAUCAAGCACAUGAGCUGGGUACUUUAAAUUGUCGUCCAGAAACCACACGCCAAGGACAAUUGUGUAUGGAUAUCAUUGAUACCGAUCGCAAACUACAAGCCGAAGAAGUUGGCUAUGAAGUCAUCUUAACAAAAUUGAAGCCAGAACUAUGUACACCUAAAAAUCGUUUGUUGGUUGGAUGUAUUGCCAGCGCCAGCUGACGUGUAAAUGCAGUAGAUUAUCUCAUGCUUAGACUAUUAAUCUGACGAUUUCGGCCAAUUUUAGAAUUAAAUGUGAAGAUGUAUUACA
This is a messenger RNA of Ceratitis capitata (Mediterranean fruit fly), 2084 nucleotides long. Its product is annotated as glutathione S-transferase C-terminal domain-containing protein homolog. The record is from RefSeq and is a predicted model, not a curated record. The transcript has 2 exons. NCBI's taxonomy places the organism in Eukaryota, Metazoa, Arthropoda, Insecta, Diptera, Tephritidae. Bases 218 to 1996 code for a protein of 592 amino acids.